CGCAGCGGCAUCAGCGGGCCGCGAGAGAAUUAUUACGUGAACGCGACUAGCUUGUUCCAAUGCAUGCCGUCAGCGCAUAAUGUAGCAUCGAGUGAGAUUGUAAAUUGUACUAAUUGGGCAUGGCGGUCUUUACCAACAAAACAGUGCUUUCAUCAAUUACUACCCUAGUGGCAAUGUUAUACAACGAGCGCGCGAUACUCGGACAGUGCUAAAGGAAUUCUGUGUUUAGAAUUAUUACUGUCAAACGUGAGUCUAUCGCUAGGACGGGUGCAUUAUGCUAAUUGUGUGUGUGUGAGUGCAGUGAUCACAAAUACGAAAGGGGUUCGGAAUGAUCUCUAUUGUACCGCUACUAUCUUCUGUGGAUUAUGGUUCGAAUAAAUAUUUUUAAACAAAUUAAAAGUAGUAACUACCAAUAUGGAUCCUAUAUUAGAAAAUGAAGGGGCAAUGUCAGACUCCUCUAGCAGCAAAUAUGGAAAAUCAAGACGCAAAAAGAAAAAGAAUCUAGAUGAAGCGCAAAACGAGAGUCAAACCGUAGUAGGUGACAAGAAAAAAUUCGUGGUUACUACAUUAUCUACUUCAGAUGAUCAAAAUGUUCCGUCUGAACGGUUACCACAAAGUAACGUGCAUACUAUACACUUCGGAACACGGGGUGUUGAAUCACAACGGCCACAUGUUAGAUCGAUCUUCAAGGAUAAGCCAGCUGAAACAUCCAGACCAUCAAGUGCAGAGAGGGAGACAUCAAAUAAGAAGGAAUAUGAAACAUUUCAUGGAACGUCAUCUAGUCCAAGGAGCUCUAUUUUUGAUAUUUUUAGGAUAAGAAGAAAAAGUGAUUCAAAAAAACACCAGUCUCUCAUACAAAAUGUAAAAGGCGCGUUAGCUGGUACAUCAAAAGAGUCUCCCGAAACAUCUAAAGUUGAACAAAGUUCUUUGGACCCUAAAGAGUCUCAUAAAAAGUAUUAUUACACAGUAACGGGAGCUUCUUCUUCUCGAAAGACUAGCCCAAUCACAAGGGUUAUGGAUAUUUUUAGAAGUAAACCACAUCCGCAAUCUGAUCAAAGUGCAACUGACACAACGAAAAAGAAAAAUGCAAAGCAAGUUCGUCGUUCAUCUAUAGGAACCACUUCUCCUACUUAUCAUAAGAAUUCGUAUGCUUCUCUAGAUCCUGUACAGGCGAAACAGUUAUUUAGAGAAGUUCGUGGGUUACCUAAAUAUGACCCAUACUUAUCUAUUGUUCAAAUAUCUUUGGGUGGAAGAGAUAAGACGAGGCUACUAUUAAACUUUUUUAAAUAUCAUAAAUGUUAUGAGAUACUUCCUAAAUCGGCUAAAGUUAUUAUAUUUGAUACUCAAUUUCCGGUUAGGAAAACUUUUCCUACACUCGUCUCACAUGGUAUUCGGUCUGCUCCGUUGUGGGACGCUACUAAAAAGUCACUAGUAGGAAUGAUCACUGUUACUGAUUUUAUUCGAAUUUUGUUGCUUCACGAAAAAGAAAAUUGGUCAAUGGAUGAUUUUGAAAAACAUACACUUCAUAAUUGGCGCAAAAUCUUGCGACCAACAAGAAAACCUUUAUGUAGUCUAAGCCCAGAUCAGUCACUACAUGAUGCUAUUAAUUUACUAAGCAAAAAUAGAGUUCAUCGCCUUCUAAUGAUUGAUCCAUUUACUGGAGAUGUGUUAUAUAUUUUGUCUCAUAAAAGAAUAUUACGAUUCUUGUUUGUGUAUCUCAAUGAAUUUCCUGAAUUAACAUUUUUUCACAAAAAUAUGCUAGAUUUAAAUAUAGGAACAUAUGAUGACAUAGUUUCUGUCACUGAUGAUACAACUAUUCAAGAAGCUUUUCAGCUUUUAUUAGAAAAAGAUAUUUCAGCUUUGCCUAUUUUAGAUGAAAAUGGUGUUCUUAUUAAUGUAUAUGCUAAAUAUGAAGUACUCAAUUUAGUAACUGAAAAAUUAUAUUUAAAUUUGUCCUUAACAAUAGGUGAAGUAAGAAACAAAAAGAAAGACUGGGAAGAAAAGCUACAAAAAUGUCUUUCAAGUAUUACCUUAUACGAGGCCUUAGAAAUUAUAGUGAGAACUGAAAGUCAUCGACUACUACUAGUUAAUAAGGAUGAUAAACUUGUUGGAAUUGUUUCACUAUCGGAUAUUUUAGUUUAUCUUAAUAGAGUUAUCCCUACUGAAAAAAAGAUUUCAUCUCUUCAAGAAAUAUUUCGCCCAUUGGAAGUAAAUAAAGUUCCUGAAUCUUUAAAAGAAAGUGAAAAUGAGGUGAUAACGAUUACAGUCCCUAAUAUCCAAGCGCAAACUGUACCUGAGACUAACGAAGUGACGUGUGAAUCAAAUAGUUCUAUCGAAAAUAAUAUUGAAGAGACUAUUACGAAUAAUGUGGAGACUGAAGUAGAAAAAGCUAGUCCUAAAUCAGACAAGAUUGAAAUAGAAGAAGCAGAAUUAGAUGAAGUACCCCAAUCUCAAUGAAGUUAAUAUUUAAAAAUGUAACCGUAGGAUAUUCCACAACAAUUCCAAAGAUAUAAAAUAGAUAAAACUAGUGUAUCUCAAGUAUGCUUUCUGCUUUUAAAUUAUGAUAUAGUAAAUUAUACUAAAUACUUAAUUGUUAAAGUAGUGUCAACACCACGUGAAUGCCUUAUAUUUAUUAUUUAAUCCAAUAUAAUAUAUCGCUGAAACUCAAUAAAAUAUUUUAGCAGU
This is a messenger RNA of Pararge aegeria (speckled wood butterfly), 2685 nucleotides long. Its product is annotated as 5'-AMP-activated protein kinase subunit gamma-2-like. The record is from RefSeq and is a predicted model, not a curated record. The transcript has 2 exons. Lineage: Eukaryota; Metazoa; Arthropoda; Insecta; Lepidoptera; Nymphalidae. Bases 415 to 2457 code for a protein of 680 amino acids.